Messenger RNA from Arachis ipaensis, 2075 nucleotides. RefSeq lists its product as uncharacterized. The record is from RefSeq and is a predicted model, not a curated record. NCBI's taxonomy places the organism in Eukaryota, Viridiplantae, Streptophyta, Magnoliopsida, Fabales, Fabaceae.
AAUGGAGCAAGUCAUUGCCGUGUUUGACCUCAACUCAGAACGAAGGCUUUCCUUCUUUUAGUUUUCUACUCUCGCUGGAACACACAAACACGGUACCGCAGCUGCCACAGAGAUUUCAUUCUUGCACUUUCAUUUUGCAUCUCCCAAGAACAACAACAAUAACUUGCUUGCUCAGCACUCUACCACCAACAAAAGGAUUGUUAUUGGGGGCGGUGGCUCUUCUUUUAGGCCUAAUCUGCUACUUCUUCUUCUCGUGUCUGUAAAGAGGGUUUCAAAGUAGAAUUGAUCUCCGAAACAAACACACAGAGAAAGAUGAGAAGAGGUGCAAAUAAUAAUGGUAGAGCAGUCAACAACACUAUGGAUACUAUAAACGCUGCUGCCUCUGCCAUCGCAGCUUCUGCCCAAAAUCGCGCUUCUCAACCAACUCAACAGAAGAAAAAAUGGGGAAGCUUGUUGAACAUAGCUGGGUGCUUUGGAUAUCAGAGGAAUCGAAAGCGUAUCGGGCACGCAGUCCUUGCUCCAGAAACAGCACCUUCUCGUGCAGAUCCUACUGCACCUGCUGCCGUUAUCUCAACACAAGUUCCUACCAUAACACUUCCCUUUGUGGCACCUCCCUCUUCACCUGCCUCUUUCUUUCAAUCAGAACCGCCUUCAACCGCGCAAUCUCCAGUUGGUAUUGUAUCCCUCACGUCUGUGUCUGCCAGUAUGUACUCUCCUGGUGGCCCUGCUUCAAUCUUUGCAAUCGGCCCUUACGCCCACGAAACACAAUUGGUUUCGCCGCCUGUUUUCUCGGCAUCAUCCACUGCUCCUUUCACUCCACCUCCUGAGUCUGUCCACUUGACUACGCCGUCUUCGCCUGAGGUGCCCUUUGCUCAGCUACUUGACCCACAAUAUAGGAAUGGAGAGACCUAUCAAAGGAUCCAAAUAUCUCACUAUGAUUUCCAAUCCUAUCAGUUUCAACCAGGAAGCCCGGUUGGUCAACUCAUAUCACCUAGGUCCGCCAUCUCAGCUUCUGGAACCUCGUCGCCAUUUCCAGACACCGAGUUUCCUGCUGGUGGCUCCCAUAUACUUGACUUGCAAGCAGCAGACCCUUCCAAGCUUCUUAACUUGGAGAAAUUUUCCGCUCAUGAGAACCGCAAGUCAAAAGAAAGUUCUGGGUCUAUAACACCUGAUGCUGCAAGGUCCACAACUCAAGGAAAUUUUCUUCCAAAUCAUUGGGUUUCUGAGAUCAAAAUGUCUCCACAUCCAAGCAAUAAUGGCUUGAGUGAGAUCAGUUUAAGCCAUAGGGUAUCAUUUGAAUUAUCUGCCCAAAAAGGAAUGAGAUGUGUGGAAAACAAACUGCCAUCACCAUCAUCAUCAGCAUGGACUAAAGUACUGUCAAAAUUGAAAUAUGAAGCAGCAGCAACGGUAGACAAAGAAGAAAGUUGUAGAGAAACUAGGCAUGUUGAUGACCAAAAGGUAGCAGCAGCUGAAACUCCAAAUGAUGCAGCCAAACAAACCAAUUUGGGUGCAGAGGAUGCAAUAGUUGAUGAGAAGGAUGAGUCCUUAACCCUUUCUUCUGGCAAGGAAUUCAAAUUCACCAAUGCAGAUGGUGCAGAUUCUCAUGGCCCCAAUAUAGUUGCUGAUUGGUGGGCUAAUGAGAAAGUUGCAGGCAAGGAAGGAGGGGCCUCCAAGGAUUGGUCUUUUUUUCCAAUGAUUCAACAUAGUGUGAGCUAACCAAUUAUCAAUAAGGGCUUAUUCAUGGACUUGCUAGAAUAUGCCAUUGUUUCCUUAAUUUUUGUUCAGUAGUACUGCUGUGGGGUAGCAGACUAAACAAACAAACAGCACAGGUGCCAAUUGAAUCAUAGUAACUUAAGAUUGGGCAGUCUAACACACAGUGAUGGGGAUCUUUUUUCCACUUUCAAUGGCCCCAAAAACAUAGCUGCAAGUUUUUCAUAGUUUUAUAUGUUUUUUCUAUUUUCUAUUUCUUACCAAGAAUGGUUACAGAUAGUUGUACAGUUUUAGCUCCUGUAACUUUGUAUCCUUUUUACAUGUAAUAUGUUCCUAUAUAAAUAUAAAUAUUUUUGACAGUGAUA